This is a messenger RNA of Prunus armeniaca (apricot), 2094 nucleotides long. Lineage: Eukaryota; Viridiplantae; Streptophyta; Magnoliopsida; Rosales; Rosaceae. The record is from the annotation of a GenBank genome assembly.
AUGAAACGCAUAUCGGUUUUCUUUAUGCUCCUCCAUUUUCUGGCGCUGCGAUUCUGUGCAGCGGCGGACCACGACGCCUCCAGCAUCGUCUUCACAACGCUCGGCAGAUUAGAUUACUACUUCGACAUCUUCACCCUCCCGAUUCAGGGGGGCCUACCUUCCGCAGCCACCGAGACCCGAAUCACAGAUGCAAAAUCCGUCAAUUUCAACGGCCACUUCCCCAACCUAACCCGAAUCCAAUCCCAUACCCGACCCGACCCAUCACUCCACCUCAUCUACGUCACCGAAAGAAACGGCUUUUCCAACAUAUACUACGACGGUGUUUAUCUCACUUCGCCGACGACGAUCGGCGGAAGAAGGUCCGCUCUCGAAGUCUCGGACCGGGUUCAGGUCCCGCUAUUGAGCUUGGAGCAGGGCCAGAAUCGUUUUUCUAUGAAGGACCGGCCGAGCUUGACCGGAGAUUACUUGGUUUACGUCUCGACUCACGAGGACUCGGGCGUGCCGAGGACGAGUUCGGCCGCGGUGUACUCGACUCACAUCAACUCGGGCGUGACUCAGAGAUUGACCCCACGCGGCAUCGCUGACUUCAGCCCCGCGGUGUCUCCGUCUGGGGUUUGGACGGCGGUGGCUUCGUACGGACCGAAAGGCUGGGACGGGGAGGUGGAGGAGCUCAGUACGGACAUCUACGUCUUCCUGACUAGGGACGGGACUCAGAGAGUUAAGGUGGUCGAACACGGUGGGUGGCCGAGUUGGGUCGAUGAGUCAACCAUUUACUUCCACAGAAGAGGCGAGGAUCAGUGGUGGAGUAUUUACAGGGCUAUUUUGCGGAGAGAGGGACCGAGUUCGACUGAGUCAGUGGUGGUUCAGCGCGUCACGCCGCCGGGUCUCCACGCGUUCACACCCGCCUCAUCACCGGGGAACCGCGAGUUCAUCGCCGUGGCCACCAGAAGACCCACCUCGAGCUUUCGCCACGUGGAGCUCUUCGACUUGGUGAGGAACGAGUUCAAGGAGCUGACCCGGCUCGUCUCGCCCCAAACCCACCACUUCAACCCUUUCAUAUCCCCCGAUUCCAGUCGGGUCGGGUAUCACAAGUGCAGAGUGAACGGAAACGGAGUAGAAAGCCCCAAGCUUUUUCUUCAGAACAUCGACAGUCCAAUCCCUAACCUCUCGAUCUUGAGAAUUGACGGUUCGUUCCCUUCGUUUUCACCCGCUGGUGAUCGUAUCGCUUACGUGAACUUCCCGGGUGUUUAUGUUGUGAACCUGGACGGUUCGAACCGGCGCCGUGUGUACCCUGGAGCUGCCUUCUCAACAGCGUGGGACCCAGUGCGUAAAGGCGUCUUAUACACAGGGGCUGGACCUGAUUUUGCACCCGAGAGUACUGAGGUUGAUAUCAUCUCCAUCACCGUUGAUGACGUUGACCAAGCGAGCUUUAAGAAGUUGACCACUAAUGGGAAAAAUAAUGCUUUUCCUUCAGCCUCUCCCGACGGAAAACGGAUCGUGUUUCGCUCGGGUCUGUCGGGUCAUAAGAACUUGUAUAUCAUGGACGCCGAGGAUGGGGAAAGGAGUGGGCUCCACCGACUAACGGAGGGUACGUGGACGGACACAAUGUGCAAUUGGUCUCCUGAUGGGGAAUGGAUUGCAUUUGCAUCGGACCGGGACGACCCGGGUAGCGGGAGCUUUGAGUUGUAUGUGAUCCACCCGAAUGGAACCGGGUUGAGGAAAGUGAUCCAAAGUGGAUCAGGCGGUCGCACCAACCACCCUUGGUUCAGCCCGGAUGGGAAAAGCCUAGUUUUUACUUCGGAUUAUAGGGCUAUAUCAGCUGAGCCCAUCUCAAACCCGCAUCACUAUCAGCCUUACGGUGAGAUCUUCACAAUUAACUUGGACGGGUCUAAUCUUAAGAGGUUGACACAAAAUUCUUAUGAGGAUGGGACCCCUGUGUGGAUCCCUCAUUUCAUUAAGCCCACUGAUGUUCAGUGGCCAAUUGAGAGGCCUGGCUGUGAGUUUGAGGACUUGCAGUGGCUCAGUAAGAUGGGACCAAGUUAUGGUGUUGGGGCUGCAUCUUGGGUCUUAAACAAGCCUCAAUGUGGUGUGUAA